UUCUAUUACGUGAUUGAUGGUAGAGAUUUGAUUGGUAGGUAUUGAAGAGCCUCUGUCGGAGCGAGGUAUUGUUAGGCGUUGAAAAUUUUCAGAUUGCCUCACGGCAAAUUCAGAGGACGCAACUUCUCACCAUUAGUUGAGGCGGUGCUCAAUUUUGGGUGGUCUCUAGAGCAUCUACUUUGGACGAUAAUGAUGUCAGACGCGGGGUCAUCGACGAAGAGUAGCAGCCCGCCGAUCGGGUUUGAGAAGCGAUCCAAGAAAGGCGGACACUUUUGGACACCCCUUGAUGCGAGAGAAAACCUGCCUCGUCAUGUGGCAAAUACCAACACUGCGCAGCUUCGGGAACAUACGACCACGCAUACGGCUCGUGGCUUACCGGAGCGACCAACACACUUUGCCAAUACUCCAUCUGGGAAAGUUCAGCGCGAGGUCGGUGCUGUGACGAAAUGCUGCAUUUUGGCACCACUGUUCCUCGUCAAGUGGCUGGCUUUCGGUGUUGCACUUUGGUGGAGCCUAGGGCUGCUGAGCUUUCUGCUCCAGAGCAUGAGCGGAGCGACGCUCUCAUCCUCUCCUUCAUCGUCGGAUACAGCCGACCCGUGGCUCGUUCAAUCUUUGAGAGGGACUCUUCGGGGUCGAACGGCCUCCAAUGAUCAUGGAGACGGGCUAUCACUCGGAGAACUUAUGGCUAAGUGGCGACCGCAGGCACAUCCUUAAAGAGAUCAUCAUUUCAGAGUGGCGGAUUUUCCAAAAAUAUACCAAGGAUGAGGGCAUCCAUGAAGGAUGCGAAUGUGAUCGCUCUAAUGAAGAACACGCCAAGGGUCACAACUACAGUAGUAGUUUCGACAUGGUUUCAUCAUUUUUCGCGAUGGGGGAGAAGUACCAAACCGAGUUUGGCGUGGCUAUUGUCAGUCGCGAACAAUGGUGCGCCGCAGGCUGGCAUGGAUGCGCUAAGAUACCGACUGCAACUUUCAAUUUGCUGAGUGGCCUAUUCCGAAUCAUGCUCAUGGUUUUCCUGUAUCUGCUUAGCGAUCGCAUCCUCGUGCGUUUGGGCGUAGUAGAUACUGAUGGCGCGAGUGAGUCAGAACACCAGGGCCUGUUCGGUAAUCGUCGUCCGCAGCAAAGCUAUGCGACGACAGAUGGCGGCGAGCAAACGGCCAUUGGCCAAGAUUCACAAAGGCGGGAGGGGGAGGCAAGUAGGGUGACCGACACCGGAGUCGAGAACGGUAAGAAUGGAGGCACGUCGAUGGCGUUCGUUCCGAACGGGGAGCUAAGUCGUAAGCAGGUGUUGGGCGACAUUGUACUAGAUACAGCGAAUGAGGAAACAGCGGAGCGGCUGUCGUCACCGGAAGAGGACGGACCCCUGUGGGUGAACAUCUACACUUCCAGCGAUGAGGAGAAAAAGACGCCGACAGCGAUGAGUGACCAAGUGGUAACCUCAUCGAGUUCAGCAGAUGACGCCGUCUCUUGGCGACGAAACAAGCGUCCGUCCACGGUAAACCCGGCUAGUGCGGGGCGUUUCAAGAUACAGCUACAACAGGGAGUGAUGCCACCAGCAGAUGGCGAGGCGGAUUUCUCCAAGCUGACAAACCGCAGCCACAGUUCAAGCAGUACGAAAGCAUCUUCGUCCACCGAAGCUGGUGCAACGAUGAACCUUACUGGAUCUGCAACGGAUCAGGAUCAUCAGGGAACUGGGGGUCCGGUUUCGCCACCAACGAAUCGCAGGUCGCAGCGGCGCACAGACCACUCAACUUCCGGUAAGAAACUCCGAAGCAAGCGAAGACCUUCGUUACCGGGUUGGUCACCUCAUGAUGCAGAUGGGACGAUCAAGAAUACUUCUACAGUUAAGGCUACCUCUACUACUUCAUCCUCCUAAGUAGAUGAUUUCUAAGAGGAGCCACAUCUUUUCCAAAUUGAAAUCGAAAAGAUGAGGAGAUAUAGAUCCGACGCGCCUAGGUAUUUACGUGGAGAACAGUCCAUUGGUGACGUGAGUAAUUGGAAUUACGCAGUAGCUCUAAUACGCAGGUAGGCUCAGCAGGCGUUGCGAAAAAGCAGGGUAAAGGCCGGAGACAAAUCGCAUCGGGGGACAGGUACCUCAGUCCGGUGUACUACCAUAUCGCGGACGCAUCGGAUGAGUCUGACGGCUGGAGCUCCGAAGACGACGACGAGGACGACGUCGAUUCGAACAGCAGUAGUGCUCUUGACUCGAUGGAGAACGGAUUACACGGACUAGAACGAGCAUCGGCAGAAAUUGAGGAGAAAGAUUAUCCUUUUCAUCAAUAAACGAGACCACAGGACAUUUUCUUUGUGAGCUCGUCGCUGAGCGAGAUGCAAAAGCAAAUCUUCAUCCAUGAAAGCAUAAGGUAAGCAUUGGAUUUAAGAUUUCUUGGAUGACAUACAAUCAUAGGCCGACUUCGAUGUUGUUUGAAAUCAAUUUAGAAGGACGAGUUGUACACAUUGUAGAGUACAUGCAAGAAGUGGUCACAGACAUACACAAUUGAUGGUAAUUUAUAGUCAUGUGAAGAUCUCAGAAUUAGCAAACAAGAAUAGUUCCCUUCUUUAUCCGCCAUUAUUGAUAUCAUUUUCCUCCGUGAUAUGCAACAGACUUACAACUAGAAACACGAUUUUUGACGAUGUGCACGAAUCAUGUACCUAAUAUUUACGUAUCCAAUACAAAAAACUACCCGUGAACCAAAUUUGUCCUCUGCAUAGCACCACAAAUACGAUUAUCUGUUCAAGAGUGAAAAUUCUGUCAUGUAUCAUAGGCAUACGUAUCUCCUAAAAAAACUAUUCUCACAGGUUAUUAGGCGUUCACAACUCCAUCCAGGAUAUCUGUUCAGCCACAAGCAACAGCAUCAACAUCUGCAUAUUUUUCUUUUACAUACUUAUUAAAAGUCUCAGCAUAACACAUUUCCACAGCACAUCAAUGUACAGCAUACUAUCUGAACCCAAGCGAUUAACACACUUUCUUCAUUCCCCACACACAAAAAGCCAGAACGCGUGACCCGCUGACCUAUGCAUGCGUUGUAAAAAAUCUAACAAUUAUUCCAGUACAACACACCUUUGUGCGAUCCUAUUCUGUCGCGGGAAGCACAGUCUCAUUC
This is a messenger RNA of Amoebophrya sp. A25, 3101 nucleotides long. Lineage: Eukaryota; Dinophyceae; Syndiniales; Amoebophryaceae. The record is from the annotation of a GenBank genome assembly.